AUGCUUGAACGACAAUCCAUACAUCCGUCAAGUUCCCAAGCUUCAGGCCUGUGCUCUGCGUCCAGAAAGCACAUUUUUGUACCGCACACGCCCGAGGCUUUGCGCUUUCGCUCCGAUGCUCGCGUGUACCCUGUACAGCUGGAAGGGUGUCGGUACGGUUCAAAGGCUACACGGAAGAUUUAUCGUGCGUCGCAUUUGGCGGAGCACGCCUGUACAGUACAUAGGCACAGGACAGUAUGGCCAGUUUCGAAUUAUGUAGACGGUGGCGAGGUCCCCUUUCCCCAGAGUCGAAGCUGCCCGCUGGGCAGAUCAUACAAGGAAGCGUUGGAUGUCGAACCUUUCGAAACCUGGGAGGGUUCCAUAGAACGAGCAUUGAUUCGACGCGAUUCCGAUCUGCAACGGUCCUUUGCAACCGGGCCCAUGUCCAUUAUCGCCAACUUCGUCCCUUUUGCGGAGAAUUGCGAGGUUCUGCCGAUGCUCACCCUCCGAGGCGAGGCUGCUUACCACGACGCGUCGUGGUCCCGUCUGAGCUGUCUUCAGAUCCCCCUUUGCUGGUGGAUGAGGAUCCGAGGAAGAGAACAAAAGGUACAGACGCCUCAGGCACGCAGGCUGAGACGUUUCAUCGAUGGAUUGUUGGUCGUCCACGGCUCCUUCACGAUGACGAUAUGUGGAUGGUGGGGUGAUAAAGUUGGUAUUAGGCCAUGGCUGACGGCAAGCGAAGGCCCCAGAGGCUCUUUACCCUUCGACCCAGCAAGCAGUUUCCCUGCAUCGCCAUCGGAGCUCAUCCGCUCAGCCACUAUAUUCUCCUGCCCAAGUUGCGUCCAGGAAGGCCUCCUGGACGACGAGGACGAAAAGCCAGCGGAGGUGGUGCUGGUGGAUACAGCGCGUUGCAGACUCCCGCUGCUAAAAUUAUGUAGCCUUGCGCGGAUGGAGAUUACCGCGUACAUGUCUAUGCGUGUCUGCAUGCCAAGGCACCUGAGGGCCCUUUCGUGGUCUCCUCUUGAAACCAGUGAAACAGUCCACGGUUGUUGCUCUGCUAAACAUACGCUAUCCGUGCCCGCCCGGGAAAUUGGACGAUCAGUGUCUUCCUGA
Plenodomus lingam JN3 is the source of this 1092-nucleotide messenger RNA. RefSeq lists its product as uncharacterized. Lineage: Eukaryota; Fungi; Ascomycota; Dothideomycetes; Pleosporales; Leptosphaeriaceae. The record is from RefSeq and is a predicted model, not a curated record.